Parastagonospora nodorum SN15 is the source of this 686-nucleotide messenger RNA. RefSeq lists its product as hypothetical. The coding region runs from base 1 to 531 and encodes 176 amino acids. The transcript has a single exon. The record is from RefSeq and is a predicted model, not a curated record. Lineage: Eukaryota; Fungi; Ascomycota; Dothideomycetes; Pleosporales; Phaeosphaeriaceae. Gene Ontology annotation, cellular component: Golgi apparatus.
AUGUCCCGCUUCAGCAUCCCCAUCGACGCCCUGACGUCGCGCGUGAACCUCUCCGGACGUUUCGACGGCCUGCGCAACACGUCGAUAUCUUCGCGCUUCGCCAACCUGCGGCCCAUCUCCGAAUUCCUCGAUGUCAAGCGCAUCUCUAAACCCGCCAACUUUGGCGAGGUCCAGAGCAGGGUCAACUACAACCUGGGCUACUUCUCGAGCAACUAUGCCGCCGUCUUUGCCAUGCUCAGCAUAUACAGUCUCUUGAACAAUUUGCUGAUGCUGUUCGUCAUCUGCCUGGUCAUUGGCGGCAUGUACGGAAUCGGCAAGCUCCAGGGCAACGACCUUGAAAUUGCCGGCUACCGCGCAACCACGUCCCAGUUGUACACAGCAUUGUUCAUCAUCGCAGUUCCUCUGGGUCUGUUCUCAUCUCCCUUCACCACUGUGCUCUGGCUCAUCGGAGCCUCUGGUGUCACCAUACUGGGUCACGCUGCGUUUCUCGACAAACCAAUCGAGACAGCUUUUUCAGAGGAGGCGGUCUAAGUGGUCGGCCGCGAACUCCUUACUCUAUGCCCUCAUGGGGAAGACCAUCAGGGGCGCAAGAUGCGGGGAGAUAUUUAGAGGGGGCGAAGGACGAUGUUUAUAGAUUUCAAGAGCUCAACAGCGACGACGAAAAGAAUGGUGUUUCAUUAGAUCAU